Chondrus crispus (carragheen) is the source of this 153-nucleotide messenger RNA. RefSeq lists its product as hypothetical. The record is from RefSeq and is a predicted model, not a curated record. NCBI's taxonomy places the organism in Eukaryota, Rhodophyta, Florideophyceae, Gigartinales, Gigartinaceae. The coding region runs from base 1 to 153 and encodes 50 amino acids. The transcript has a single exon.
AUGCUGUCCCGUAGGAGAUGCUCCGUAGGAAGGGCGAAGGAAAUGGACGAUAGGAACAGUAGAGCUGCAAAGCAGAACAAUGUGCGAGUCAUGGCGAGAAAAACUGGCUUGGGAGUGGUGGUAGCGUCGGUCGGGGCUGAGUCAGGAGUUUGA